This is a messenger RNA of Lachancea fermentati, 1620 nucleotides long. NCBI's taxonomy places the organism in Eukaryota, Fungi, Ascomycota, Saccharomycetes, Saccharomycetales, Saccharomycetaceae. The record is from the annotation of a GenBank genome assembly.
AUGUUUGCCGUUACUUAUAAUGUGUCGCGAAUUAUCGGAAUUAUAGCACUUGGUGGAUUUGUGUUGGGGAUGGACGUUUCUUCGAUGUCAAUAUUCAUCGGAUCAGAACAUUUUAAUCAAUAUUUUAAUUUCCCAGGACCCUUUAUGCAGGGACUUAUGACGGGAGCUAACCCCGUGGGAGGUCUAAUUGGUUGUAUAUUAUUUGGAAUUGUCUCAGAAAGAGUGAGUAGAGUUGGUGACUUUCAAUUAUUUUCGUCACUGUGGAUAAUGGGAUCUAUCGUAUCUGCUUUGGUACUUAACGCGUGGAUGGUGGUAGCUGGGAGAUUGAUACGUGGUAUUUCAGUUGGCGCGUUUUCAGUAUUGCUUCCGCUCUAUAUUGGAGAGGUGAUCACAAGUGACAGAAAAGGUGCAGCGACAUCGAUUGUUCAACUGUCUUUGACAGCAGCUAUUUUGGUAAUGUUCUAUGUGUGUUUUUUCCUAAAUUUUCUCAACAACGACUUAUCUUUCCGUUUGGCAUGGGGUAUAGAGAUAGUACCAGCUUUAGCACUUUUGCUAUCUUCGUAUGUGCUUCCAGAGUCACCAAAAUGGCUAGUGGCACGAGGUGAAUAUGCCAAGGCUCAAGAGAUUUUGGGACAUCUAUCGGCAAGUUCGCAUGGAGAUACUGGCAACGAUUCCUUCAGUAAAAUUGAGCUCUUGGAAAAGUAUGGAUCUUUGAAAAAAAUCAGCUAUCUGACACUGUUUUCUAAAAAUUUGAGAGUUCAUACUCUCAUUGGGAUGACAAUUCAGAUAAUGGUUCAAACAUGUGGCAUUAAUGUAUUGAUGUUUUAUGUGGUGUACAUUUGUGAAAUGAUCGGGUUCGAAGGUAACAUUAAAAUGAUGUCUGCAUCGGUCCCAUACAUCAUCAAUGUGGUUUUCACUCUCAUCCCGAUUCAUACUUUGGAUAAACUUCGCAGAAAGGAAGUUCUUGUGUAUGGCGCUUUUUUCCUAUCGAUAACUAUGACGUUGAUUGGCACGGUUAUGGGUGCGUACGGACAUGAAGUUCCACCUAUGAAUGGGAAUAAAGCAAUUGUGUGGGAGAUCAAGGGUAAACCUGGAUUGGUGGUACUGGGGUUAUGUUUCUUAUUUGUGGCGGUAUUUGCCUCAACUUUAUCGUGCUGUGCAUGGCUGUAUACCAAUGAGAUUUUACCAGCAAGGGCAAAAUCUAAAGGUAUGUCGUUAUGUAUGGCCACCAGCUGGUGUUUGAAUUCGGUGUUGGCAUUUUUAACACCCACGCUAUUAAGCCGGAUCAAGUGGGCGACAUUUAUCUUAUUGGGUGGUGUUACAUUUGUCAUAGUAUCAUUGGUAUCCUACGCGUUUCCCGAGACGUAUGGAUUAUCGGAGACAGAGGUUGAAAACUUGUUUCUUGCAGACAUGGGGUUGAAAUCAGACAAUACCGAUGAGGAGAAGUCGGAGAAUUGGAGUGAAAGGCCACGGUCACCUGCGCCGUCAUCUGAUUACGGGAGUAAUAAUACAAAAGUGGCAGCACCAGUUGAUCUUAAGGUGGAAGAGAGUGCGUUUGCAAUCGGCUACGAGGGCACAACUUGCAAACAGAAGGAAGGGCGCAAAUUUGAUAUAAAAUAA